CCUCGCGGGCAGAGCUCAAGGGGGUCCCCUCCCCCGGGCAGGAGUGAGGACGAGCUCCAAAGGUGAUGGAGGACUCUGGGGAGCGUGCGCCCAUGCAGGAAGGGCAGGCUACCCCGGGGACCUGGGUUCGACUCAGAGAACGCGGGUCCCUGGCCCCCCAGGGAAGGAGACUCGAUCUGAAAGAUGCUGCAUUCCUGCCAGCCUCUCUGGGUCCAGCAGAACACAAUCUCCUUCACGGUGAUGUGGAUGAGGGGGUGACAGAGGACGCUGCCAGCAUCUGAAGUCUCCAGAGGGUCCAGGCCAGGCAGCGCCUGACCACUGAGCCAACCAUGGCCGAGAAGGGUGACUGCCUCGCCAGUGUCUACGGGUAUGACCUGGGCGGGCGCUUCGUUGACUUCCAGCCCCUGGGUUUCGGCGUCAACGGGCUGGUGCUGUCAGCCGUGGACAGCAGGGCCCGCCGGAAGGUGGUGGUGAAGAAGAUCACCCUGAGUGAUGCCCGAAGCAGGAAGCACGCGCUCCGGGAGAUCAAGAUUAUCCAGCGCCUGGACCACGACAACAUCGUGAAGGUGUACGAGGUGCUGGGGCCCCAGGGCACCGACCUGCAGGGCGAGCUGUUCAAGUUCAGCGUGGCCUACAUCGUCCAGGAGUAUAUGGAGACCGACCUGGCACGCCUGCUGGAGCAAGGCACGCUGACCGAGGAGCACGCCAAGCUGUUCAUGUACCAGCUGCUCCGGGGGCUCAAGUACAUCCACUCCGCCAACGUGCUGCACCGGGACCUGAAGCCCGCCAACAUCUUCAUCAGCACCGAGGACCUCGUGCUCAAGAUUGGGGAUUUCGGGUUGGCGAGGAUCGUUGAUCAGCACUAUUCACACAAGGGUUACCUGUCAGAAGGGCUGGUAACGAAGUGGUACCGCUCACCGCGCCUACUCCUCUCCCCUAACAACUACACCAAAGCCAUCGACAUGUGGGCCGCCGGCUGCAUCCUGGCUGAGAUGCUCACGGGCAGGAUGCUCUUUGCUGGGGCUCACGAGCUGGAGCAGAUGCAGCUCAUCCUGGAGACCGUCCCCGUGAUCCGGGAGGAGGACAAGGACGAGCUGCUCAAGGUGAUGCCUUCCUUCGUCAGCAGCACCUGGGAGGUGAAGCGGCCGCUGCGCAAGCUGCUCCCGGAAGUGAACAGUGAAGCCGUCGACUUUCUGGAGAAGAUCCUGACCUUUAACCCCAUGGAUCGCCUGACCGCCGAGAUGGCGCUGCAGCACCCCUACAUGAGCCCCUACUCUUGCCCCGAGGAUGAGCCCACCUCGCAGCACCCCUUCCGCAUCGAGGAUGAGAUUGACGACAUCCUGCUGAUGGCCGCCAGCCAGAGCCAGCUCUCCAACUGGGACAGGUACCCCGUGAGCCUGUCGUCCGACCUGGAGUGGCGGCCCGACCGAUGCCAGGACGCGAGCGAGGGGCAGCGCGACCCGCGCGCGGGGUCGGCGCCGCUGGCGGAGGACGUGCAGGUGGACCCGCGCAAGGACUCGCAGAGCAGCUCGGAGCGCUUCCUGGAGCGGUCGCACUCGUCCAUGGAGCGCGCCCUCGAGGCCGACUACGGGCGCUCCUGUGACUACACGGUGGGCUCGCCGUCCUACCUGGACAAGCUGCUGUGGCGCGACAGCAAGCCGCACCACUACUCGGAGCCCAAGCUCAUCUUGGACCUGUCGCACUGGAAGCGGGCGGCCGGCGCGCCCCCAGACGGGGGCGCCAGCCCGCAGUUCGACCUGGACGUGUUCAUCUCCCGCGCCCUGAAGCUCUGCACCAAGCCCGAGGACCUGCCAGACAAUAAACUAGGCGACCUCAACGGCGCGUGCAUCUCCGAGCACCCCAGCGACCUCGUGCAGACCGAGGCCUUCUCCAAAGAAAGGUGGUGAGGGCGGAGGGGCGCUCCAGGCCGACCCCCUGGAAACCAUCCGGGGAAAGCCGGACCCGCCCGGAGAGGACCCGCCCCCCUGGCACCUCCACCAGCCCUUCCGCCCCCUCUCUGCUGCCCUGGGGUUAGCGGAACAGGAAGGAUCCGAGGAGCGAGAGGAAUGUCCAUUUCUUAAACUGCCUUAAUAACUAGCCUUUAACCUCUGGGAGCGUGUUUGAACAGGUUUCUAGUUUGGGGGUUCAGAGGGGGUUGAUCACUUACCCAGCAAAGAAGAGGCCCUUGUGUUUUUAUCAGUGGUGGUGCGCAGGGCAGAAAGGUCUUAGCAGUCAGAGGCCCCACCUGGGUGGCUACGUGGAGAGGAACCUGGCAGAGAGGGUUGGCACUCUCUGGUCCAACAUCCUCAGCUGACAGAUGAGAAACACAAUGAGGUCCAGAGAAGCCAAGUGACCUGCUAGUAAGAUCGGGGCCUAGUCUGUGUCAGGGCAAGCCUUGAAUCCCAGUCUCCUGGCCCCCAGGCCAGUGUCUGUCCACUAAACAACGUCUUCCUCUACUGGGGUCACACUGGCCUUUUUCUCAGAAAACUUGGUUCAAGACGUUUCUUCCCUGUCCAUUGCCAGCUUACCCAUUCCGUGUGCUUUUACUCAAAGCCGUGUCCUGUGAAUUCUGAAACUGGACAUUGAGCCAGCUUCUUUCCCCUUGUCACCAAGUGUUUUUUUUUCCCCCUAGCUCCUCAAGUACUGAGUAUUCCCAUUUGCCUCACCCCGGUGUGAUCUGAACUCUCGGUUUCAGAUCAGACCAGUUCGGGAUCUGUGGGUAAAACCACCCAUCCUCCCAGGCCUGUGCACACAGCUUUUCCAGAACUUUCUAUGCACUUUGCUGACACACGCGCAGACACAGUGACACAGCUCUUGUUCCCCAGGGAAUGCCAUACACUGGUGAGUCUGAAGACGGCAAUUCCAAGAAUCCCUGCAGCCUGCCCCGCACCCCUCGUACACACAGCCCCGCUCCAAACCUACCUUGGGAGCUUCUGCUCUCAGCCCAAAUUGCCCCUUUGGAGGAAAGCAGUGAAGUGCCUGCAACCGAGUGGAUAUGCUGGAAGAGCGGCUCUCACACAGGACCCAUCGACCUUCGUUAAUUCUGCCCUUGACUUUGACCAUCCAUUUAGCCCCAGCAAACAUCAGGCCAUGAAGAAUUGCACUUGGGGACAAGGAAUCCAGAAAGGCAGGAAGGUCUGCAAAGUGGGGUGCCGACAUUCAGGGCCCUCAGGGGUCAGGUACCAGCAUGGGGACCCCACGGCAAAAGAAAGGACUGGAGACCACCAUGUCCUCCCUAGCUUAGACCAGGAUGAAUUUGGGGCAUGCCACGCCAGGGGUGCACUCGUUCACAGAGCCUCAGGGGACAGCGUGUAGCAUGGCAGGCCCUCUGCAGAGGCAUGGAGCCCGGUCCUCGGCAAACGCUCUUCCGUUUCCACCACUGGCGUUCAGCUCCCCCCAGAGAUGCCCAUAGGAGCCGGUCUGUAAACAGAGGAUCCCCCAGUGUUGAUCGUAGGCUGCGUUCACCCUCACCUCAACAGCACCUUAAAUCUAAUCAGCUAACUAGGAUAUGUACCUUGAAACCUGCAACACGUUAGAAACUUAUAUUUAAAAACAAUUAACCAUAGUGACCAAUUUUUACCUGGGAAAUAUGUAAAUAUGAAGUGUUGGGGUUUCUUUGUUGUUGUUUUUUUUUUUUAAGAAAAGGAAACGUACACCGCUCUCAUGUGCCAUUUGUCCUCAGAGGGCAGCUUUACUUUUUUGGUAAAGGAACAAGCUGCUGAUCUUGACAAGGAGUUCAUAUAUAAUUGUUAUUACAGAGGAAUUGCUAUUACUCAUGUUUUAAAAAUAUCUAUUAAACAUUAUUAAACUUGAUCGGGAUGGGCCAAAUAAAGUUUUAUUGGAACAUAGA
Odocoileus virginianus texanus is the source of this 3850-nucleotide messenger RNA. The record is from RefSeq and is a predicted model, not a curated record. Lineage: Eukaryota; Metazoa; Chordata; Mammalia; Artiodactyla; Cervidae.